UGCAAAAAAAACGUGGACGAGACUUAUGGAUAAGACUUGUCCAUCUAAAUAGCAUAACGUUACCUAUGUUUAUGGUGUUUAAAGGUUAUGAAACGUUAGUCGAUAUAUAUUAAAUAGCUGUCAGUACUUUUCGUGGUUGGUUUUCUUCAGUUCCUGAUGCUUUUCGCUAAACUAAUCUUCUAGUUGGACAGCUCUUUUGCCUUUUUUUUUACUAGCUAGCUGACUAGCAUAUACUGAAUAGCCUACAACUCUUCACUAAAUGAUGGCAGAAGACAUUCCUCCCGAGGAUUAUCCCUCUGAGAUUGAAGAGUACCUGACUGGGUUCGACACAUCGUUGGGCUCUGUUGAUGGCGUCGUGCAGAAACUUAUGACUGCCUCCAGAAAUGAACAAAAGUUGGACCCACUGGAGCAAGCCAAACUGGAUUUGAUGUCAGCAUACGCGCUUAAUUCAUUAUUCUGGAUGUAUUUGGUGACGCAAGGAAUCAAUCCAAAAGAACAUGGAAUUAAACAAGAGCUGGAGAGAAUACGAGCACAUAUGAACAAAGUGAAAGAAAUCACAGACAGAAAGAAGGCAGCGCGUUUGGAUAAAGGUGCUGCUGGUCGAUUUGUGAGGAACGCUCUGUGGCAGGCCGAGGAGGGCAAGGAUGCAACUGAGCAGCCUCCCAAAGCAAAGCACAAGAGAUUCAAAUGAGGAGUGAGAAAUCCUUCUGGGUUAACACCGUGUGCCCUUUUCAGUAGACUGUAACGUGAAUGAGAGAAAGCUCUCCACUAAGGACUUAUUUGGUAACAUUUCCUCAAAAGGAUUUUUUCCCCAUUAUGUCGUUAGUUUUUAUAUUUUUCCCCGUUUUCUUUGUGAAGGAGAAAGUAAUUUCGAUUAGCAAAAUGAAAAUUUUAUUUCAACAGUAUGUUUACCAGUCAGCAGUUUGUUAAUACUUGUAGAUUUCCAUGAAUUAGGCCAUAUUUUCAUGGAAUAUAUGGAAUUCAUACAUUGUGUCACCAAACCCGCUGACCUGAUUGAAAGUGUCUGCAUAGGCUUCUUACGAUAGAAGCUGGCAAACUAAGUUAUUCUCUUCAGGAAGAUUGAUAACUUGGUAAUAAAUGGCUCAAUUAGCCAACUGAGGUCCUUGCAGUCUUCUGCCUACAUUAAUGAUCUAGUAGUGCAUGUUUAACAGCAAUGGUGGUAUUUGUCAGCUGAUGUGAAAAAUGACUAAAAACAAUUAAAUAUACUACCAGUAGUUACAUCCUUAAUCAUAUUAAUGUGCCUUUGAGUCUUACAAUGAGCUGUAUAUCAGAACGGUUUGUUCUCUUUAGGGGUGUAAUAAGAAUGUAGUUUCAUUGAUUAAUUAAUUAAUCAAUACAUUGAAAUGAAUUGAUCAACCAUUUAGGCUGAUAUGCAUUUUUGGUUUGUGGUUUAAAGAGAAAAUAUGCAGGUUUGGCAGUUUCUUUGCUGUUUUCUGGUUUUACACUUGCAGGUUUCUCUGCAGAGCCUCCCCUACAGCUUUAGAGUGUAUAUAUUUUACAACACUUUAAUCAGUCAGUCUGUCUUUUCAUGAGCAUGGGCGCGAGGCUGCGAGACUUUCUGUUGGUCAGUGCACCGGCCCGCUGGCCUGUAGUUGCAAGGAUGGUUUUUCCACUCACAGACGCUAUGUGGAAGCGAAACGGCCACAAUUCAACCCAAAAAAGAUAUAUAACCAUUCCAAUGGCUCUGCUGUUGAGGUAAAUUAAGCUAAAAAAAACCCUGCAUAGUUUCCCUUUUAAUAGGUUAGUUUUCACAAAAAUGAAAAGAAUGAAAUAUAUAGGAUCUUAAAUAACCUAACUGUCAUAUAAAGACAGUGUCUGUAAGAUGGCAAUUUUCACAAGUUAUACCCGGUGACUAUUUGUAAAUGGCUGUCCCCUUCAGAGCUUUUUAAACAU
Molecule: messenger RNA, 1914 nt
Organism: Sardina pilchardus (European sardine)
Lineage: Eukaryota; Metazoa; Chordata; Actinopteri; Clupeiformes; Clupeidae
Gene: c1d
Product: C1D nuclear receptor corepressor
Exons: 4
Coding region: 260-691 (143 amino acids)
Biological process (GO): maturation of 5.8S rRNA; regulation of gene expression
Cellular component (GO): exosome (RNase complex); nucleolus
Molecular function (GO): RNA binding; DNA binding
Source: RefSeq, a predicted model, not a curated record